Molecule: messenger RNA, 160 nt
Organism: Dovyalis caffra
Lineage: Eukaryota; Viridiplantae; Streptophyta; Magnoliopsida; Malpighiales; Salicaceae
Source: the annotation of a GenBank genome assembly
AUGCCGACCCAUAGGCCGGUGUUCAUGCUAGCGCACCAGCAAACCAACCCACAUGCCAGCGGGCUAGCGUGCGAGCCGGCGGGCCAGCCGACACACGAGCCAACAUGCGCGCCAACCCGCAGGCCAACGUGCUCGUUAGCACGCCGGUUUAAGAAAGAUG